GCCCAGCCCCGGGCUCCGGGCGGGAAGUGGGCGAGCGCGACGGUGCGGGGCGCGCGGGCGACGGGCCAGCGGGAUGGGAGCAGGGUCCCCCGGCGGCCCGCAGCCUCGGGAGCCGCGCUGAAGCCGGGGGCGGGACCAGCGCGGAGCCGACAUGUGUCUGCGCCUCGGAGGCCUGAGUGUGGGCGACUUCCGGAAGGUGCUGAUGAAGACAGGCCUGGUGCUGGUGGUGCUGGGCCAUGUGAGCUUCAUCACAGCUGCCCUGUUCCAUGGCACAGUGCUGCGCUACGUGGGCACCCCUCAAGAUGCGGUGGCUCUGCAGUACUGCGUGGUCAACAUCCUCUCUGUCACUUCCGCCAUCGUGGUCAUCACUUCAGGCAUCGCAGCCAUCGUGUUGUCACGCUACCUCCCUAGCACCCCCCUGCGCUGGACAGUGUUUAGCUCGAGCGUGGCCUGUGCUCUCCUUUCUCUGACCUGUGCCCUCGGCCUCUUGGCCUCCAUCGCCAUGACCUUUGCCACCCAGGGCAAGGCACUGCUGGCUGCCUGCACUUUUGGGAGCUCUGAACUACUGGCCCUCGCACCUGACUGUCCCUUCGACCCCACACGCAUUUAUAGCUCCAGCCUGUGCCUCUGGGGCAUCGCCCUAGUGCUCUGCGUGGCGGAGAACGUGUUUGCUGUACGCUGUGCUCAGCUCACCCACCAGCUGCUGGAGCUGAGGCCCUGGUGGGGGAAAAGCAGCCACCACAUGGAGGAGACCCAGGCUGAGAACCAGUGGGUCUGGCAGCCUCCUGUGUCUCUGCAGAUGCGGGAGAACCCAGAGCUGGUGGAGGGCCGUGACCUGCUGAGCUGCACCAGCUCUGAGCCUCUGACCCUCUGAGAGAUGAUGUCCUGCCCAGGCCCGAUGGCCACUAGGACCCUGCAAGCAACUCUGCUCUGUGACCAGGCCAGGAUUCCUGGAGCUGGCCUGAGAGGGCUCAAUGGACCCUCGGGGACCCAAGUGGGGCUUUCAACCCUCUCCCCCACCACCCAGCCCACUGCACUGAAAUGAGACUUUAUUCUGAAAUUAUUAAAAAGAACAGAGAUGCUC
Homo sapiens (human) is the source of this 1084-nucleotide messenger RNA. It is a transcript of the gene TMEM54, whose product is annotated as transmembrane protein 54. Gene Ontology annotation, cellular component: membrane. The record is from RefSeq and is marked validated. Bases 152 to 874 code for a protein of 240 amino acids. Lineage: Eukaryota; Metazoa; Chordata; Mammalia; Primates; Hominidae. The transcript is spliced from 6 exons.